UCAGAAGGACGCCUGAGCAGCAGAAGCACACUCCUUAAUGGCGCCUGCCGUUCCCGCCAUUGUCUGGGUACCGGGCAGUCCCGUCCCCGUGCUUUAUGUGGUUGGCCAACCCCCUCGGAGGUUGUUGACAGGACUCUCAAACUCUCCAUCAACUGCUGUGCUCGGCACCAGACACAGGAUUGGCUUCAAACUUUGUAAAGUACGGCAGCAUUAUAACCACCUGCAGUGGUCUCCUGAAGCGUCUUAAGUACCGGUGCCUUGUCUCAUAGAGGACAAUGGAGAGAGUUUUGAAGGGCCAAGAGAGAGAUGCUUUGGUAAUCGUUCCUGCCCCUGCAGCGUCCAUAGUGGUACAGGAGGUAGAGCAGUACAAGGUCCAGAAUGAACAACAGCCCAACAGCGACGUCGAACCCGAUGAAAAUGUCUGUCAAGGGAAAAAGCAGCAGAGACUUCAUGCAAGGCACAGGUGAGACUAGCUCAGCAAACUUUUCGAGUGGACAAGGAGAGGUGCAUCCUGGCAGGGCAGCUGGACCCUAGGAGGAGGACUGACACAGCGUGGAGGUGUGGAAGCGGGAGGAUCAGUGCUGUGCUGGUUCCCACGGGAGGACAGGCGGUGAAUGGUAGCUGCAAGGAAAAGGAAUGAAGAAAAUGAGCAACAUCUAUGAGUCAGCAGCCAACACCCUGGGAAUCUUCAGCAGCCCAUGCCUGACUAAAGUGGAGCUGCGAGUGGCAUGCAAAAGCAUCUCAGACAGGGAUGCCCUCUCAAAACCAGACCCUUGUGUCAUCCUCAAAAUGCAGUCCCAUGGCCAGUGGUUUGAGGUGGACAGGACAGAAGUGAUUCGGACCUGCAUAAAUCCUGUCUUCUCCAAGCUGUUCACCGUGGACUUCUACUUUGAAGAGGUGCAGCGGUUGCGGUUUGAGGUGCAUGACAUCAGCAGCAAUCACAAUGGGCUGAAAGAAGCAGAUUUUCUUGGUGGCAUGGAGUGCACUCUUGGACAAAUUGUUUCUCAGAGGAAACUCUCCAAGUCCUUACUCAAACAUGGGAACACAGCAGGGAAGUCAUCUAUAACAGUGAUUGCUGAGGAGCUGUCUGGCAAUGAUGACUACGUUGAACUUUCCUUCAGCGCACGGAAGCUGGAUGACAAGGACUUUUUCAGCAAAUCCGAUCCUUUCCUGGAGAUUUUCCGGAUGAAUGACGACGCAACCCAGCAGCUUGUUCACAGGACUGAGGUUGUGAUGAAUAACUUAAAUCCAACAUGGAAGACGUUCAAAGUGUCUGUGAAUUCUCUGUGCAGCGGGGACCAGGACCGCAGGCUGAAGUGCAUUGUUUGGGACUGGGACUCCAACGGCAAGCACGACUUCAUUGGAGAAUUUAGCUCUACUUUCAUGGAAAUGAGAGGAGCUAUGGAGGGACGGCAGGUGCAAUGGGAAUGCAUCAACCCCAAGUACAAAGCAAAAAAGAAGAAUUACAAGAACUCAGGCAUUGUCAUCCUUAACCAGUGCAAGAUCCACAAGAUGCACUCGUUCCUGGAUUAUAUCAUGGGAGGCUGCCAAAUACAGUUUACAGUAGCUAUCGACUUCACCGCCUCCAACGGCGAUCCGCGCAACAGCUGCUCGCUGCACUACAUCCACCCCUACCAGCCCAACGAGUACCUGAAAGCCCUGGUAGCUGUCGGGGAGAUCUGCCAGGACUAUGACAGUGACAAAAUGUUCCCAGCCUUUGGAUUUGGCGCAAGGAUACCCCCAGAAUACAAAGUCUCUCAUGAUUUUGCAAUCAAUUUCAAUGAAGACAACCCAGAAUGUGCAGGCAUACAAGGCGUGGUGGAGGCUUACCAGAGCUGCCUGCCCAAGCUGCAGCUGUACGGGCCCACCAACAUCGCUCCUAUCAUCCAGAAGGUGGCCAAGUCAGCCUCUGAGGAGACCAACACCAAGGAGGCCUCGCAAUAUUUCAUCCUGCUGAUCCUGACGGACGGCGUCAUCACGGACAUGGCAGACACCAGAGAGGCCAUUGUCCAUGCCUCACACCUCCCCAUGUCUGUCAUCAUCGUCGGGGUGGGCAACGCUGAUUUUAGCGACAUGCAGAUGCUGGAUGGUGACGAUGGGAUCCUGAGGUCUCCCAAGGGCGAGCCUGUGCUUCGUGACAUCGUCCAGUUUGUGCCAUUUAGGAACUUCAAACAUGCAUCCCCAGCUGCUCUGGCAAAAAGCGUUUUGGCUGAAGUUCCAAACCAAGUUGUGGACUAUUACAAUGGCAAAGGGAUAAAGCCAAAGUGCGUGUCCGAGUACGAGUCUUCCAGGACACUGGCUCCGUGACCCUGCCUGCACUCUUCUACAAAGGCAAAGGAGAAAGUGCUGCUGCCUACAGCUACUGUACUUAACAAAGAAACAACACAAGUAGCACGUUUUGGUGAUUUUUAACAAAAGUAACCUUUUUUUUUUGCAUGUGUAGCCUAAAGGCUUAAAUCUGUUAAGCAGUUGCGUUGUUGAAACAUUUUUAUGGGAAAAAAAUCCAGAAACAAAAAGAAAAAGUGAUCUCUUUACAGCAUGUUGCCUUGGAAUAAGAAGUUAUCUGUAUCUGUUUUUUAUACAGGUUUGUUGAAAUUUUGCUAAAUUUCUUAUCUUUACACUGUAAAGCAUUUUGAAAUACUUACCGAGAGUCGAUAGCCAAAAUGUCUUUGGUUUAAUCUGCUGAGCACUGAGAGAUUUCUCAAAGGGGCAGAUGCAUGAACUGUAUUUUGCAUGUUUAAAAUAAAAACAACACAGUUUUGCA
Molecule: messenger RNA, 2764 nt
Organism: Pogoniulus pusillus (Red-fronted tinkerbird)
Lineage: Eukaryota; Metazoa; Chordata; Aves; Piciformes; Lybiidae
Gene: CPNE4
Product: copine 4
Exons: 20
Coding region: 637-2307 (556 amino acids)
Biological process (GO): cellular response to calcium ion
Cellular component (GO): plasma membrane
Molecular function (GO): calcium-dependent phospholipid binding
Source: RefSeq, a predicted model, not a curated record